CAAAUCUCUAAGGCUGAGAGUAAUAUGCUAACCAACCAUGACUCUCAGGCAUACCAACGCCAGUCUUCCAACCGAAUUCAGAAGCUUGUACCGGCUCUUUCUUCGAGCUAAUUCCGCGGUGGUGCUGCACCACUCUCCGUCGAAAACUCAAGUUCGUCGGCUGUGGAGGCCUGUCUUCGACGAGGCUGCAUUCAAAAUCCACAGGCUUCAUCACCCCGACAUCUGUUCAUCUGAGCGGAUGAAUAUUGUCCGGUGGCUAUAUACAUGGCACAAACGGGUGGAUCAUACGCUUUCGCUACUCGCGACCGCGGCGGUAUCACGAGGACUUGCCCAUAAAAUCACUCGCAAUCUGAAAUGGCUACGACGAAACCAUGUUUUGUGGGUCGAAAAGUUGUAUUAUUCCCACAAGCCUUUUUGGAGACCGCAACUCCCUCGGACGUCUGCGCAAUACCAGCCGUAUUCUCUUCCGGCACCUGGCACCAGACCCGAUCAUACACUCAGGAGAAAUAGAAAAUUGAGGUUGUUUGACGAGCAGUGUUCGAACGCGGUUGGUGAGGUCGUAAAGAUGGCUGAAGGAAGGCAUGAUAUCAUUCUGGGGAGACUUCGGCUUAAACGAUGGCAGCACGAGUGGUCGUCAUGACUGCAAUCGUGAUUGAGACCAUAUGAUUGGUUCAUCAAACGAGGAUUGACGCAAGUCAACUACCUUCUUUUGUUGUACACCUGCCCACAUGCUCAACUGACACUUGUUUACGCCCGGAGACAAUCUUAAAGUGAUACUAGAUCCAUUCCUUAUCACCGCAAGACAACGAAUUCUGGCGCCUAGUAUUAUGCGGCUCAUCCAGCAAACUCCCUUUAGCUUUGGGCUAUUCUAUUCACG
This is a messenger RNA of Suillus fuscotomentosus, 877 nucleotides long. RefSeq lists its product as uncharacterized. Bases 38 to 640 code for a protein of 200 amino acids. The transcript has 2 exons. Lineage: Eukaryota; Fungi; Basidiomycota; Agaricomycetes; Boletales; Suillaceae. The record is from RefSeq and is a predicted model, not a curated record.